Molecule: messenger RNA, 2179 nt
Organism: Anguilla rostrata (American eel)
Lineage: Eukaryota; Metazoa; Chordata; Actinopteri; Anguilliformes; Anguillidae
Product: proepiregulin-like
Exons: 6
Coding region: 406-858 (150 amino acids)
Biological process (GO): positive regulation of mitotic nuclear division; positive regulation of cell population proliferation; epidermal growth factor receptor signaling pathway
Molecular function (GO): growth factor activity; zinc ion binding; epidermal growth factor receptor binding
Source: RefSeq, a predicted model, not a curated record
AUGUUUUUUAUUGGCCCAGACAGUUUUUGCGUGCAAGAAGGAUAUUUAGAGAAGUUUCUCACGACCUCGUGGUUUUACAUGAUUUUUACGACGGCAGUUAAAGGGGCAUAUUCUCGAGUUCAUGGUCAAGAGUAAGAAAAUACAAUUAUGGACAGUUUCCCAAACAGGAAUUGAGCCAGGUCUUGGACUAAGAACAUUUACCCAAUGAUAUAGAGGGAAUCACAAGCGAGACUACGUCACUCUUCUUCCACCACGGAUCCUAUUGGACAGGUUGGAAAUUACUUCAGCGCAGUCAUUCCAUACCUGCCAGCCCACAUCCUGUGCGUCCAUCCUGCGCACGGCGACGACUGAUGCAGCCACCGGCAGCCUGUCAAACACAACCAACACAACCUUACACAAGCGACAAUGCAAGGAUUAACCGCGUCUUUUCUCCUGCUAUUCUAUGGUCUGUCUCUAUUGUUGGGCAACAAGGCAGAAUCCACAAGUCCUUCCUGCAGCUCCAACUGCUCAACAUCAGGCGCGGUCACAGCCACCCCUACCGUGUCCACGGUUCAGAGAGUGAUGAUCCUGAAGUGUAACUCCAGCAUGGAGGACUACUGUUUCCAUGGAGAGUGCAUGUUCCUGGUGGACCUCAACGAGCACCACUGCAAGUGUGCCCAGGGUUAUGCAGGUCACAGGUGUGCCCACCUGUCUCUGGUGAUUCAGCCCGUGAGUCAGGAGAGGUUGAUACUGACGGUGGUGUGUGCCGCUCUAACCAUCCUGGGCUUCGCUGGAGCCGCCUACUUCCUCUACCGAUGGUUUAAGAAGAACGCUGGUUCACCUCAACAGAAGGAAUACCAGGAAGUGCAGAUGGCAUGAUUGACGCAGUGAACUACAGCCUAUUGUCACUCUGCAGCCUGAUUGGUUAGAUGGACACUAUAAUGACUGAUUCCUGUAUGAUAGAAUUUACCAACACUCUCUGUAUUGGAAAGAAUAUUGUAAAAAAAAAAGAAAAAAAAAAAGUGUGUUCAUGGAGGUGCAACAUAUUUAUAAUUGGAAUUUAAAGUGGUCACAUCAGAAUAGGGCAGCAACUGAGGUUUCAGCAAGAGAGGCGGAGUCACUUGCUCAGCAGCUGAGAAAUCUGUGUCUUUGUGCGUGUGUGUGUGUGUGCGUGCGUGCGUGCGUGUGUGGUGUUCAAGCAGGAUUAUCUUUUCCAUAUUUUGUUUUUAUUUCAAUGUUUCAAAUGAUUCAUAUUGUUUGUAAUAUAGAUAUAUAUAUAUAUUUAUAACAGGAUCAGUGUUAAAUUUGGUAUUGAAAGAAUAGAGGAUUUAGUGGAUUUAAAAGGGAAGGUGAUAAUUCUGGAAUAUUGAUGAAAUAUGCAUUUUUGCGAUUGUAUGUAUGUUCUUGUCAUUGUUCAGUCCUGUCAUUGUUGAUUUUUCUCAAGGAGGAUGCAAAAAUACAAGAGAGAAAAUAGAUACAAUCUUACGCUACAUCCUCUGUGGGUCAAGGAAGGGUAACUUUAUUUGUGAGUUUAACAGCCUGUAGAUGAAGCCAAACACUGCAGAAUGUACAAUGUGAAGAAAAUAGAACUGAACCGUGUCUAAAAACAAAGAAAUGCUUGCUACAUUUGCUACAGAUGCUACAUGUUCAUUACUCAAAUAAUGUUUUUUAUUUUAAUUUUAUUUUUGUUAAUCAUGCAAAGUGAAUGACUGAUACUGACUCCUUUUCAUAUGGGUGCAUCUACCUUGUGCUGUCCAUCCCUGAAUUGUUCCAGCCAAUCAAAAGCCAGCGCUGACCCCUUCCCUCGCCUACUUUGUGCGGGUUCGACGCGUAAACCCGCCUCUUUUUGAAACCCACCAGUAGGUGGCGCCGUUUAGUACCGAAAUAUUUUAAUUAAUCCUUGGAUUAAUUUGACCCUGUGAAGAUCUUUCGCAUUUUCUGGAGAAAUCUAAAGUACCCCGUAUUUUGGGGGAAAGGCACGACACUGAGUAUAAUGAAUCAGCUGAAGUAAAUAUUAUAUAUAUAUAUAUCAUGGAACUCAGUGAUAUUUUUUUAUUUUAUUUAUGAUAGUUGUUAAGCAUGAUUUUAAGCAAGCAUUUUCUCGAUUGCAGGUUCAACAAUAUUUUUAUACCGAGUGCAAGGUGCUCUAAGUUGCUUUUUUGUAUUUGUAUUAAAAUUCCAUUAAAAUGCUUCAUAUAUA